Messenger RNA from Colletotrichum truncatum, 1671 nucleotides. Its product is annotated as arabinofuranosidase. Gene Ontology annotation, molecular function: hydrolase activity, hydrolyzing O-glycosyl compounds. The record is from RefSeq and is a predicted model, not a curated record. Gene Ontology annotation, biological process: carbohydrate metabolic process. NCBI's taxonomy places the organism in Eukaryota, Fungi, Ascomycota, Sordariomycetes, Glomerellales, Glomerellaceae.
AUGUUUUGGAACGCUCUCCUGCUGCUAGCUUCCGCCGCUUGUGGCUUUGGGCGUAGUACCAACAACAAAAACUCCGAUACUCGGCACGUCAGCACUUACAUGAAUCCCAUCCUUCCUGGAUGGCACCCGGAUCCAAGCUGCAUAUUUGUUCCAGACCGGGGUGAUGUGUUUUUCUGCACAACAUCCACAUUUUUGGCGUUUCCUGGUAUUCCCAUCUUUGCCAGCCGGGAUUUGGUCAACUGGCGAUUGGUUAGCCACGUGCUGAGUCGUCCAGAUCAAGUUCCAGGGCUCGCCAAUGCGACUGAGCAAAGUGAUGGAAUCUAUGCGUCUACCUUACGUUUCCAUGAUGGCACAUUCUAUCUUGCUACGGGCUUUUUAUCUGGUCAUAACGUGCCACAGAUUCUCCUUUUCUCAUCUCUUAAUCCAUAUGACGAUGCGAGUUGGGGUGAUCCUAUCCGUGUCCCUGUCAACAACUACGGCUAUGACCCAGACCUCUUUUGGGAUGACGACAAUCAGCUUUACAUAAGCUUUGCUGCCUACAAUACCACACGCGACACUGAAAUCAUCAUGGCCACGUUCAACAUCACCACUAGAAAGUCUGGCACUUGGAAUACAAUCUGGACUGGCACUGGUGCACCAUGGGCCGAAGGCCCUCACUUGUACAAAAAGGAUAGGUUUUACUACCUGGUAAUUGCGGAAGGUGGUACCGGUCUAAAUCACUCCGUCACGGUUGCUCGCUCUACUAGAGUGACUGGGCCUUACGCGAGUUACACAGGGAAUCCCAUCUUAACUAACAACAACACCUUCGACUAUUUUCAGACCGUAGGACAUGCGGACCUUUUUCAAGACAAGUCGGGUAACUGGUGGGGUGUAGCACUAGCUACCAGGUCUGGUCCUACCUGGAAAACUUAUCCAAUGGGACGGGAAACAGUCCUCUUCCCGGCAACCUGGGAGAAAGGAGACUGGCCAAAGCUGGCACCUGUGAAUGGCAUAAUGAAAGGCCGUCUUCCGCGCAAAGACCGAAACCCACCUGGGAGGGGGCCGCUCGUCGAUGAAGGGGACAACAUGGACUUUCCGCCAGGCUCAACAAUUCCCCAACACUUCCUAACAUGGCGGCCGCAGCCAGCAUCGCAUUUCACAAUAUCGCCCAAAGGACAUCCUUAUACUCUAAGAAUCAGUCCUUCGCGAGCUAAUCUUACCGGGGGUAGCUCUUUUACCGCCGGCAUAGACAGCCAAGCAUUCAUUUCCCGGCUUCAAUCAAGUACAUUAUUCCGGUUCUCAGUGGAUGUGUUGUUUCAACCUCUUCAUGACGAGGCUGAGGCCGGCAUUUCUAUUUUUCUCACCCAGUUUCAGCACAUCGACCUUGGUAUCGUGCAAUUACGGUCUAGAAAGAACAAGUUAACGACUCACUUCCGACUGAGGGCUGAAACAUCCGGACUUCCAAACAUCAAUCCGCCGCAAAUAAACGUCAAGGCUGUACCAUUGUCAUGGCUUAGCCAGCCUAUUACAUUACGCAUAGCUGCGCCUGACGAUAAGACCUACAAGUUCACUGUCGCACCAGCCUUACAGCCCUGGAACGAGAUUGAGAUAGGCCAACUCAGUAGUGAGAUUGUUAGCGGCGGUACUGGGAAGUUCACAGGUAAGCAGGCCUUAAACACACUGAUAUGUUAG